CGGGUCGUCGUCGUCGUUUGUUCGUUCGCUCCUCAGCUACAUACAGCUCCUGAAAAAGAGGGUUUCAAAACAUGGCGACAACUAUUGCUAUUGUUUGAAAAGAAGUGAAAAAAACGGAGUGCAAUUCUUGCGGCACAACCGGUCGGUUAGUUGAACUAAAGUUUGACAUCUGAAGAAUCGGCUACGUCGCGUUUCCGGGUUCGGUGCCUGCUGGAAACCUUUUUCUCUUCCGGUGAGAGCAGCCGCUGCUGGAGAAGAAGCAGAAGACAAGUGAGGCGAAACCAAGAAAAAGAAGAGUUUCUUUGCGGGAUCUGUUUUUCACUCCCGUGUCUAAUGUGUAUUUGUCGUUCCUCGCCCAUCGUCGGAACAAUCGGCAAAGGAUUCCCGAAAAAGAAUAGUCGACUGUCAUGUGCGUGAAAAAUAGUUCGAUUUUUUGGCUGCAGCCAUAAUCUUCCAGAGUUCCAGUUUAUCUGCCUCCCCUAGAACGCAGACCUCCUAUGCCAGCUGCGAAGGGGCAACUCGAAUACUGGGCGUGUGGUGCGGAAUACAGCCAUUAUUGAAAUAAUAAAAAAGUUCGGCGGUGAAGAAAUCGGUGUCAAUGAGUUUGCUAAUCGUAAGCAAGGUGUGAUUGUUACAGUUUGAGAAAAGUUCAUACAUCAAUCGAAAAAGUGAAUGUGUUGUUAGCACUGAUAGUGAUACAUUUUGAUAGGAGGUCCACUCCUUCGAGUUCGUUCGAAAUUCCGGAUUUUUUUUUUACUUUUAUCCGCCCGCUCGUUCCUUGGGGUUUAGCCAUCCAGACAAGAAAAACUCCCGAGAAUUCAUCUUUCAUUUUUCCAUACCUUCGAAAGACGAACAACAGCUGCACUCAUACAGUCUCAUUUAAUACUCAGAUCUAGAAAAGCGAAAAGUUGCAUCUCGGUGUGUACCUUCACCGUACAAGCAGCAGAGCAUAGAAAACACAAAUUUACACAAAGGGAAUUUUCGUUCAGCAACCAACAACAGCGAAAAGGAGCAAAAUCUCCUCCUCGCCUCGCCGUUUUCUGAUCCCGCAUCGAAAUCCGGCCUCCGCCCUGAACUCAAUUCAGUUCUCUCUUCUCUUGCGUAUAGCCGAUCAUCGAAAAAUUAUCCUCUCCUAGUCCGUUUUCCCGUUGUUUUGGCGUGUAGGGAACCUGUCGGGAGGACACUCUCGCAACAGAGCAGGGACACCCCAAACGGAAAAAGGGACGCACGAUUUGGCUGUCAAAAACCAGAAAAAAAAAGUUUGUUGUCACUGUUGUUGCCAUAUUCCGGUGCCGGACGCAAGAGGCAGCAACGUUUGCGAAAAACGUGAAACGAAUUUCGGUAGUGCAGCAGAAGGCGAAGAGAAGAAUAGCAGGAAGAAACCGUAAACGAACCGAACAAGCAGCAAAGAAGGGAAGUCAGCGUGGCAGCGACAACGAUAAAAGUACCCCCGUCAGCAGUAGGAGCAGCAGCAGCAGCAGCGGCCGGAGUCGACACAGCUGCGAAAAAUAUGUGCGAACAAAGUAUUAUAGGGGCCCGCGCUUCGGUCAUGGUGUAUGACGACGGUCAGAAGAAGUGGAUUCCGUCGGGCAGCUCGUCCGGCCUCAGUAAGGUGCAAAUUUUUCACCACCAGCAGAACAACACAUUCCGAGUGGUGGGCCGCAAGCUGCAGGAUCACGAGGUCGUCAUUAACUGUUCGAUCAUCAAGGGUCUCAAGUAUAAUCAGGCGACGGCAACGUUUCACCAGUGGCGGGACUCGAAGUUCGUCUAUGGGUUAAAUUUUUCCAGCCAGCAGGAUGCGGAAGCGUUUGCCCGGGCCAUGAUGCACGCGCUGGAGGUGCUAAGUGGACGAGUUCCUCCACCGUCGAUGCAAACAAAUCCCAAUCAAAAUCAGUUAGCAUACGAAGAGGAUAUGGGCUAUCGUACCAUGACCCGAGAGGAUGCAGCAAUAAUGCAACAGCAGCAACAGCUUACGGGUCAACAAGUGCCACCACAGCCCCCCGGCAUACCCGGUAGUGGCCCACCGGGCAUUCUUUCACCUCAAACACCAACUUCACAAGUUAUUCUACCCGGUGGGGGCCAAAUCGGUGCUGGGGGAGGAAUGGGCGGCGUGCCUAACACCAUGUUAAAUCAACAACAGCAACAACAGCAGCAGCAACAACAGCAGCAACAGCAACAACAACAACAGCAGCAGCAGCAGACUCAUCACCGCACGAACAGUGCACCUCCGGUUCCACAACCGCCCGUUCUUCCGACAAACCAGAAACCUAUUUAUGCAUCACAACAAAGCAACACCAGCACAAACAGUAUUACUUAUGGAAGCAAUUCGCAACCACAAUAUCAGCAACCAAUUUAUGUAGCAUCGAAUCAAAAUCAGUUGAUUAAUCAGAUGGCCUCGCAAGUUCCAACGCCACCGAUGCCGAACGGCGCAAUUUACGCCACAGCAACUUGCUCGCCCAACACGAGCAGUAACGCCAAUCCGAUCUACGCCGGACAACAGCUAAUGGGAAUGCCUGCGGGACAGACAAACAGCUACGGACAAACGAAUGGCACCUACGGCGUACAACCCCAGUACGGCACACCUCCGGUUCCCCAAAUGCCAAUGCAACAGAUUCAGCAACCAGCGCCUCAACUACAACAGCAAGUAAGCACCCCACCGCAAGCACCACCUCCACCGAUGCCACCGGCAUUUCCACUAUCGGCGCCAUCCAUUGUUCCUCAGCCACCUGCACCACCGAUUCCACCGGUUAACGCUGGGGCUCCACCUCCACCUCCACCGCUACCCGGGGCCGGUUUACUCGGAGCAAAGGGAUCGGACGGUGGAAUCAACACUCUAGCGCUACAGCUCGCCAAUGCCAAGUUAAAACGAAGUCAACCGCCGAAGUCGACCACUCCGGCGCCACCGGUUUCCACCGUCACGGAGAACAGCGGCAGCAGCACCUCUAGCGGAGGUAGUGGUAAUUAUGGAACCAUAGGACGAUCAUCCUCUGGAAUGGCAUCGAUGAUGGACGAGAUGGCAAAAACUCUGGCACGACGACGGGCACAAGCAGAAAAGAAGGAGCCGGACUCCAACGACGAUGCCGGGGGCCAGUCGUCAACGCGCCAGCGGGCGUGGGAGAAGUCAAGUACGCUACCGCACAAACUGGGCAGCAGCAAUCAAGCGAACGCGAACAGCAGCAACCUAAGUGGUUCCGAAUCGCCAAAACCAUCGCGGAAACGAUUUGGCAGCGCCAGCGAAGAAACGAUACUGAAGCAAAUCAAUGGAGAUAGCUUUUCGCUGCCCAGCUCGGUCGAGCUGGAGAACUUUAAGGAGGAACUAAUGCGGGAAAUGCGAAGCGAAAUUGCCAAGGCAAAGCAAGAGAUCAUAGAAGCUAUUAAAUCCGAAUUCAACCGGAGGUAAAAAUGUUGUCUUUUGACAGACGUGUACUGAAAUCUAUUUGCGAAGGCUGGAUAGAGAAAUUUAAAAUGCUAGAAUUUGGAUCGUCGUCGCGAUCAACCGGGGUUGGACCUUCUUGGGCAAUUGGGGGAAUGAGAGCAAGGGGCGCUAUGGAGAGACACAAUUUAACCCAAACUACGUUGUAUAAUGCGUAACCGACCGACCGCCCGAGGGUUAGCUUUUUAUAGGUUCUAGACUAACGGACGGGUACACGUGCACACCCCGCCCUAGAAUUUACACCCUUUUUUAUUGAUGAUUCCGUAUGCGGUGCAUAGCAAUAGUGUUAAACGAAGCGAUCAAAGGUUGAGCAAGGAGGAAAGCUAAAUAUAUGGAAGUAUCAUAUAUGAAAUUAUAAAAUUUGAACAAUUGAUAAAUAUACAGCUACGUUAGAAGCAGUAAUUACCGAAUAUUAUCGAAGUAAAAAAAACAGCAGCAAUUACAAUUUCAUUGGGUAAAACAACAACAAAGGGAAUAUUAUCAGAAACAACAAUAACACAACAGCAAAUGCUAAACGACUUAUCAACAACAAAAUAUAUCUUAUCCGGAUUAGAAGACUUCAAAUAGGGCUUUUAACCUGUGAGGGAAACGAAACACACACAUAUAAAUAACACUAAAAGUAUGCUACAUUUUUUAUUCGGCGUCUAUAAGAAAACCCCCGUUCAUAGGAGGCGACAAACGGAGUUAGUUAAAGUCGGUUACAACAAUAAUCUCGUCAUAGAAUUAAAGAAAAAAUAACAAUACAAUUUACCCCGCGUUUCACGGAAGCGGCAGAGAAGAAGGAAAAAAAUGUCACCCUAAGCAAAACAAAAGGAUCGUAUUUGACUCCAUAGAACCGAGUAAAACAAUUGGAAAUAAACACACUGACCAUUCAUAUUUAAUCUAAAAAAAACAAGCUAAAGUAUCUAGUUGUACGACGUAUGAAACAUAACACAGAUAGGUGAAGAAGCAAAAGUAAUUAACAUUAAAUUCAUGAGCUCGGUAACUCACACUCUGAUCGAUGUUUUAUAGUUUUCGUUUUGCCGUUCAGUUUUUCGACUUGCUGUAUUUCUAAUCUCAUCUUCAUUAUUAGCAAGUGUAACGCGUGUAAUUGUUGUUGUUCGAAUCGAGGGCGCCUGAAGAGUCCUUUAACAGUAACUAACGGAUGACGAGAAGAACCUUACGAUGGAUCCUGUUACAGAAAGAAGCAAAAAAAAACAAACCUAAUUCGAAGUUUACUGUAGAUCUAAAAAACGCAUUACAAAAUAGCAACACACAGCCAUUUUUACACCUUAGAAAAGAAGUCAAACUAUCAUGAGAAGCGGCUAUAAUCUAACCUAAGCGAAUAAUGUGACAUCAAAUUUACACCAUUCUACUACACGACGACGUUCGUUGAUUGGCGAUCGCAACGACAUCAUUUCCACUCGUCCUUACGUUGUGUAAUAGGAAUCCCACUUCGGCCGUGUUUUCAUGCUGUGCUAAAUCAAGCGUCGAAAAGCCCGGCAACAGAAGAAAUACAGGAAAAUCAAACGCAUGCAUUUAGUGUGUAAAUAAACUAAACUAUGAUUACUAAUUAUUACUACACAAACAAAGCGGAAGCGGAAAAGUAGUAGUGUUCAGCCAAUAUGCAUGUUUACACGAAGGUCGGUCCCCUGAACAGAGAAAGAGAAAAAACAAGGCAUUUUCAAAGAACAAAAAUGCCAACUACCAGUAAUCGGAAAUUUUGCUAGAAAAAAGUGGAAUUUUACGGAAAGUAUUUCACACUCGCAUUGAUUGGUAUUAUUGUAUAUUUUUUUCUAUUGGCAUUUUGCUAUUUUUUCGAUCAACCAACUUCGAAACGUCGAAUGGAAAUUUUAAGUUCGGAAAGUUUUACGAUUUAAUUGAAGCAGCAACGCCCUCGACAGAAAGCAUUUAAACAAAGCCAAGUAAUAAAGUUGUUACUUUUCCUAAAGCUGGCUGCAAAUCUGUAAUACCGCUGGUAAUGAACCAAAAUUCUGUCUGAAAUGUCCCAAGCCAAACUGUUUUUUUCGGUUAAGAAUGCAGAACAUAAGUUCGAUCCAAAUUUACAUACUUUUACACUGCUCACAGAAGUGCUAAAAGCAGGUAGACUUUGUAAUUAUUUCCCACAAGCAAGCAAUUGGCUAUAGGCAAGGCACACGUUAGAAGCCGAACUUAUUUAUUGCAGAACUUAGAAUGUAUAGAAAUAUUCGAUGCAAAGCACUGUCAACAGAAGCUCUGUUCCACCACCUACACUUUUAACUAAUCCUUUGUUUAUUUUAAGCAUUUCGCUGUAAUGUCGUUACAAAAAUAGUAGCUCUAGGCUCCUUUUAUAUUGAAAUUAUAAUAUAUCAAACUUAGGCGCUUAUGGGUGUGUGUAAAAUUGUGUUGAUGAUAGCGGAUAUUGAAGAUAACAAAAGAAAAAAAACUGAGACGUGAUCUAGAACGGAAAAUGGAAAACAGUUCAGCGCUCUGUGUUGUAGUCGGGAAUGCAAAUCCUAAGCAAAAACUUUCACACAGUAUUAAACAAUACUACUUGUAAUAAUUUAAACAAAGAAAAAAUCGGCAUUUUGCUACGUAAAAAGCACAUCACAACAGUCGAAGGAAGCUGCAGAAGGAUGGCAUUCCCUGCCUGACAAGCGACGUUGAAAGACACGAAAAAGGCAUCCCUCUCAAAGAGGGCGGGCGCUAACUUUUUCCGAACCGAACUGAAAUUGGCCAUGUAUCGAAACUACUUUCGUUAUAAUAGUUUUUUUUUUGUGUAUAGGAUUUAAUCUAUUCUUGCUUACUUUUAGCCCCCCACUUUUAAACGUAUCCUCAUCAAAGUACUAACUUAUUCCUUUGUGCUAUAGCGACAUAAUGAAAUACGUCUGGAUGCCAAAAAUUUAGUCAUUUCGUUUUACGAUGCAGAUGCUUGUAAUCCUGCUUUUAUUGCGCGCCUCUAAUUACAAACAAAUUCAUGUGCUUUGUUCAUUUUACUUUGCGAAGGUGUUUAUGUAGUCUGUAUAUUUAAAACAAAGCAUGUAUCGAAAUCCAAUGCUUUACCUAUAAGCUUCCUACAAAAAGCUACAAAUGAAAUACAAAAAAAAAGUAAUAGUAAUAUAUUAUACCAAAUUGUGUUUUGGACAAACAUUGUGCGGGAAAAAAUCAAAAUCUAAAAUUCCAAAUUCGGAUGACAAACUAAGAGAGAUGACCACGGGAAACAAAUUGUGAAUAACGGAUAUCUCUUAUAUAAUUUUGUGAUUUUAUGUUUACUAUUUUAUUUACAUUAUAAAUAUAUACAAGACAGAAAAAAUAGACACAGAAAAAAACGAAUAUGAAGUAGAGGUUUACUAACGAUUUACUACGUCAAACGAAAUAGUGUUUUCCGGAAAACAGAAAAGAGGAAAGGUCGAUUGCAUCGGAGAGCAACAAAUAUUGUUACUAAUAAAUAGCCUCCCAUAAAAAAGGGAGAGAAAUACAUAAACACACACACAAACCGGACACACACAGUACACACAUACAAACACACGCCAACAACAAAAGGAAAACAUGCAUAGAUAACCUAAAUUUUUUAAAAAUUAACGAUAAAAAAUAU
This is a messenger RNA of Sabethes cyaneus, 6986 nucleotides long. RefSeq names its product protein enabled (gene ena). The coding region runs from base 1511 to 3400 and encodes 629 amino acids. Gene Ontology annotation, molecular function: SH3 domain binding. The record is from RefSeq and is a predicted model, not a curated record. Lineage: Eukaryota; Metazoa; Arthropoda; Insecta; Diptera; Culicidae. The transcript has 10 exons.